Zasmidium cellare ATCC 36951 is the source of this 3180-nucleotide messenger RNA. RefSeq lists its product as uncharacterized. The record is from RefSeq and is a predicted model, not a curated record. The transcript has a single exon. Lineage: Eukaryota; Fungi; Ascomycota; Dothideomycetes; Mycosphaerellales; Mycosphaerellaceae. The coding region runs from base 1 to 3180 and encodes 1059 amino acids.
AUGCCAUGUCGCGCAGCUACAGUAUGCCGCCAGGCUCCUCAGUGCCUCUGGAUCACCGAUGAUAUCCUCGCCGAAGCUUUCGAUCGAUUUGCUCGCGUGUCCAACACCCACAGACGUCGAGCGGAGGGAAGACGAUAUGGCAGCAAUGUGCCGGGGCCAUUGGAGGCUCACAGGCGCUCAGCAAAGAGGAGGAUGGGUGUCGCCGCGGUAGCGAGUUCGAUGCCCUCGCCUGGGAUUGACCUGGGAGCGCUAUUUGGUCUUGGAGGGUUCACGCCGGAGAGGAAGAUCGAUGACUGGAAAUGGCAGCCACCUGGGGUCAAAGAGACACCAAAACCAACGCGUUGGAACCUUGGAGUCGGUCAGAGGGCCAGGAAGGAUCGAUGGGAGACUUUUCUGGAAGUGCCUGAGGAAUCCUCGCCGGAAGUUCGAACGCAAAAGAGCAAGCAGGCUUUCGAGGAGAUGCUUUUACGGUUGAAGGGAAAUGAUCAGCCUAGGUCAGAAGAUACCAAAGAUCUCUUUGACUUCCUUCAGACUGCAGAAAACGAGCCAGAAGCUUGCAAUACCCUUCGGUUGGCUGAGUGGUUGAUCGCGCGAAAUUCAAUGGACGCCAACUUCUCUGCGUUUUACGAGCUGUUGCUUGGGAAAGUCAGGCUACAAACCCUAGGCCAUGGCGAGUUGACAUCGAUUAUGUCGCUUCUGUUGAAGGAUACCAAUGCUGCACGACAUGUGGCGGAGAUGGCUCAUCUCCUGGAUACGCUACCUACAGGAGGAGCCUUGGCCUACACAUGUGCGGCUCUUACUCGCAUGCUACAAGCCGAUAUGACAGAGCCGGCUUCAUUCCCUCGGCUUCAAGUUUGGUCACAGGUAGUUCGGGCAGCCCAGCGUCUACAAGGAGACCGUCCGCAAGCCGUCCCCUGGCGUGGCGUCUACGACAUUCUUGCAAGGCGUUUUCCAGACUUCACUUCGCUCAAAGACCACUUCUCCACCAUGAAGCGGAUGGAACUCUGUCGCGUCCUCUUGCGACAUUGGGUUCCAGUCAUGUCGAUCAAUGGACAAGAGGAUGGCAAGGAAAUGACCGUGACGGCUGUAGACGGCUCAAAGUGCCUGAUGCGACAAAAAGAGCACAGACCUCACGUUGACAAACUUGUGGAGGACUUCGAGUCGCUCGCUGCGAGAUGCAUGACUCGACGUGAGAAAGCGAGCGGAUUUGGGUCCGUGCCACAGCUAAUUGCCGUUCUUCACCAUCAUCGAGUACCCUACCUGGAGUUGUGCAACGGCCUCUUCGAUGUCCUAUUGCAAUCGGCCUCCACAGGUGGCGUCUACCGCGUAUUUUACGGAAUCACACACCACGCUGGUAUCGGCAUUGACAACGAGCUUGCGCAAAGGCUAAUACGUUUCUUCAUCGAUAAAAGCCAACCCAACCUUGCGGAGAAAGUCUUCCAUGCUGUCCCUUCUCUACCGCUCAGCACUUGUUAUGAGCUCCCAAUUUUCAUUGCACGAGACCGUCGCUGUCGCGCUACACGACUCUGGACAAUUUUACAGCGCCUAACACCAGAAGAUAGUGUCCCGUCAGGACAACGAAAUCAUCCCAGGAAUCGUUUGACUCCAGAGCAUGUCGACCUCAUCCACUUGGUGGCCUUUUACAUCUCUCGAUCGCAGCACAUGAAUCCGCGGAGCGCUUUCCGCCGCAUAUGGGAGUGCUACCUUUUCCUUCGCGAUCGCAAGGCGCCGGUCAAGCCCAUGCUGACACGAGCACUCGUCACGGCUGCAGUUGUUCGUCCCCUCGAAGCAUCUCAAGGGGUUAGCAAAAUCCAGUUCCACUACGUUCUCAUGCUCGUGGCGAGAGUGGAAGGACGAGGAGCCGCGGAAUAUCUUGACCGUGUAGCUGGGGAAAUCUGGAACAAGCACGUUUAUCCAAGGGUUCGUGAGAGAAAGGCGAUCACCGACCUGCAGCACUUCUCUAGUUCGUCGACAGAAGAGCAGGCCAAGGCCAAUGCUACCAGGACAAGACUCCUUACAGCAACAAAGCGGUUUCGUACGGAGAGAGUGUGGUUGGAUCCCGAGAAAGUGAAGCGACGAUGGAACGCUUUUGACUAUGAACCAUUUGCCGGCCCUCUUGAUGCGGAAAACAUCUAUGCUGCUAGUUAUCGUGAGGCGGUUGCAGAAGAGACUGGUGGAUACACGCCAUUUCAACUUGCAGAGGAUACAUCUUUCCCUAACCUACGCGAUGGGGCACAACAGAUUCCAUUAUCUGAGGACAAACCGUCUCACCCACCAACGGUUCCCGAACCCAACGAGGCCGGAGAGGAACCUGAUGCAUUAGAAACGCCUCAGCGGCCGGUAGUUCUGCGAGACUUCCCUUCAGACAGAGGUUCUGCAAGUUUGACCGGCCCGCCCGCCGAUGUGCCACGAUCUGGCCUGGGCUAUGUCAAUUUGCCUCACUCGGUCAUUCAAGAUGCCGUCGAGAGUCCAGCAACGUCACAAGCUCGUUCUGUGUCCGAGGAAUCGGCCGACCCAACUUCUCGUGUGACAGUCUAUAAGCCAAUAACCAGUACAGCAUCGAGCGAGCAAGACUUGUCAAACAACGGAAGCACGGUUUCAUUACUAGGCGCGUCACAGGAUUUUCCUGCUCAGACUUCCCAAGUGGGCUCGAAAUUGAGGAUAUUGCACCACGCUGCUAGUCCUACCGACAAGAGGCGAGGAACGUUGCGUCCCCCAACAUCAGAAGAGGUUCUCUCAGAUCCAAGCAUGUAUUGGAAAGCGCGCAACGUCACGCCAGCGGAGACCUGGAGGCUAAAGCUUCAUGCUACCUCAUUCAUUUGGAGGCGCGUGCCUUUGGAUUCUAGAGCAAUACGGGGAGAGGGUUUGAACACGAAACAACCGAACCCCACGUCGACUCGGCGACCUGGUUCAAGCGGAGGACGUCAGCCUUCAGCAGGAAUAAACGAGGCGGAGGCUGCGUCCAGUGUUGCUGCGUUAGCAGGCAGGAAGACCAAGUCGAGGCAGGUGCCUCGGCUUGCCGCUGAAGAAGGACGCAGUCCCGCAGACUCGUCAACUCCCUUCGAAGAGGCAAGCACAUCACCAAACGUUGUGACGGAGUCCACCUUGACCAGCAUCGUGGAAAGCCAAUGCCAGCAGAGCACGACACGUUCAGCUGACAAUGAGCCUCGCUACAGAUAA